UAAAAGGAUAUCGGCUUGACCAAGUACAGCUCCAGGACAUAGAUUCCUCAGGUUAUCAGCUGGCCGGGCACGUACAUGUAGGCUCGGCAAAACGUACCCAAGCUAAGCUAGCUAGCUACCACAGCAGCUCCCCGGCACGGGUAGCUGCAUGGAGAACCGGCGCCGGCAGGCGACGAGGCGGGCGCGCUGCCUGCUCGCCCUCGCCGCUGACUACCUCAAGUACCUCUUCAUGAAGCGGCGCCGGCUCCUGCACAAGGUGGCGCGGAGAACGCUGGCGCUCAUCCACCGCCACGGCGAGCGCAAGAACCGCCUGGCUGCGUCGUCCUGGUCAUCUCGCGCCCUGAUGGAGUACGAGUUCUCGUGCGGCGACAGCCCAGGCCCGGCGUUCCUCGCGGUGAAGAGGCUGCUGCGGUCACGGCUGAAAGGCGGUGGCGCGGCAGCUGCCGGCGCCGUGUCUUCCUGCUUCGGCUCCUUAUUACGAGCGCCGUGCGGUUCGCCCGAGACGACAGCAGCGGAGACAGAGGCCGCGGAAGAUGAGGAUCAGGUGGAGACGGAGGGCGACGAAGAAGAUCGGGCGGCGGCCGAGGACAGGUGGGUGCAGUGCUGUGAGCUUCUUGACGUGGACGACAGAGCGGAGGAGUUCAUCAACAUGUUCUACGAGCAGCUCAGGGCGCAGAGCUUCGCCGCGGUUUUCCAGUGCUCCCCGUGACGGCGCCUGUGUAAGAUGAGUUUCAGCUCGCAAAGUAUGGCGCGUCCGCGAGCGCGGUGUGUGGUCGGAGUAGCCUUCAUUUGUGAGGGAUUCGUUUGUAUCCGUUCGUCUUGAUGUUUGGAGAGUGAGAGCGUGAGACAAUAUAGGGAGUACGGAGCGUUGUAACUACUUGUCGCUGAGUUUGCAGUCGAGUUUACGUACGUGCGAAUGAUGGUGUAUCGAUCAUCAGGUUGGGUAUAAAUAACUAGCUUGAGUACCCGAGCAAUUGCGCGGCUACUCCUAUA
Phragmites australis (common reed) is the source of this 993-nucleotide messenger RNA. RefSeq lists its product as uncharacterized. NCBI's taxonomy places the organism in Eukaryota, Viridiplantae, Streptophyta, Magnoliopsida, Poales, Poaceae. Bases 149 to 709 code for a protein of 186 amino acids. The transcript has a single exon. The record is from RefSeq and is a predicted model, not a curated record.